Amphimedon queenslandica is the source of this 1179-nucleotide messenger RNA. RefSeq names its product retinol dehydrogenase 12-like. Bases 18 to 1136 code for a protein of 372 amino acids. Lineage: Eukaryota; Metazoa; Porifera; Demospongiae; Haplosclerida; Niphatidae. The record is from RefSeq and is a predicted model, not a curated record. The transcript has 7 exons.
GCAUUUUAUUGGUAGCUAUGGGGGGAAGUCUCUCUUUCCCAGAAGUCGAUUUGAAGGAUAAAGUGGCCAUUGUAACUGGUGGUAAUGCUGGGAUAGGAUAUGAGACAGCUAAGGGAAUAGCAAAACUUGGAGCACGCACUAUAAUAGCUUGUAGAUCAGAGGAAAAAGCAACUGCUGCAAUUGAGCGUAUGAAGGCUGAGAUAAUUGCUACUGGAUCAGAUCAGCAUAACAUUGAAUUCAUGAAGCUGGAUCUGAGCUCAUUCAAUUCAACAAAAGAAUUUGUUGUCUCAUUCAAAGAGAAGCAAUUACCAUUACAUAUUUUGAUCAACAAUGCUGCAGUUGGAUCUGUACCUCUAACAAUGACAGAGGACGGAUAUGAGGCUCACUUUCAGAUCAAUCAUCUCAGCCACUUCCUAUUGACACUGGAGCUACUCCCUGUUAUGCUUGAUACUGCUCAAUCAUGUAAAGACUGUAGGAUUGUCAUAGUCUCUUCAACGGCUCACAAAAGUGGUGUGUUCGAUCCUCAAAACAUGAAUGGAGAAGUGUCUUAUUCACGCUUACUGUUUUACUGUCAUUCUAAGCUUUACAAUGUAAUGCAUGCAUUUGCACUUCAAAGACGUCUAAAAGAGAGUGAUAUUACAGUCUCAGUCCUCCAUCCUGGAAUUAUUAAGACUGAAUUGUUUGAUAAAGGAUUUAGUGAAUCAAGUGUGGCCAGCACAGCAUGGGGGAUUGGAAAAUUUUUACUUGGACCAAUAAUGAGAGAUGCUUUUCAAGGUGCUGCUACAACCAUUAAUUGUGCUGUCAAUCCUGAGCUGAAUACUAAAGAGUGUCAUUAUUAUGACAGCUGCAAAAUAGUCAGUUCAAUUCCUCUGUCAAUGAACACUGAUCUACAGGAGCAGUUGUGGGAUAUCAGUGUUACUAAUGUUAAAGCUUGGUUGAGUCCAGAGAUUGUUGAAAAGUAUUGCAGUGCCCAGAAAAUAGGACUUGAAGAAACAACACCCGAGACACAAACCACUAGAGCCAAUCCGCAUUGUACUGAUUCUACUGAAGAGGAAUCGACUACUACUAAAAAUGAAUCAACUACUAAAGAUAAAUCUACUACUAAAGAAGAAUUGGCUACUAAAAAUGAAAGAUGAAUCGUCUACUAAGGAAUGAAUCUGCUCACUUAAGCCCAACAUA